AUGGGCGACUCAAUCGAGUCCAGCCAAGUUGAGAGCAUCAGCCCCUAUGGCCCAGCCCGCUCGACUAUCCAGGGGGAGCCCCUCACUGAUGAGGAGCUCAAGAAGUACAACGACUGGUUCAAGGCCAGCUUGUAUCUGAGUCUGGGCAUGAUCUAUCUGCGUCAGAAUCCCCUUCUCAAGGAGCCCCUAUCCAAAGAACACCUCAAGGCUCGUCUGUUGGGCCACUUCGGCUCGUGCCCUGGCCAAAUCUUCACCUACAUGCACUUCAACCGCCUGAUCAAGAAGUACGACCUCGACGCCAUCUUCAUCUCCGGCCCAGGCCAUGGCGCUCCUGCCGUCCUGUCCCAGGCCUACCUUGAGGGAACCUACUCCGAGGUCUACCCUGAGUGCUCCGAGGACGAGGAAGGCCUGCAGAAGUUCUUCAAGCAGUUCUCCUUCCCUGGCGGCAUAGGCUCGCACGCAACCCCUGAAACGCCUGGCAGUAUCCACGAGGGCGGCGAGCUGGGCUACUCGCUAUCCCAUGCCUUCGGCGCGGUCUUCGACAACCCCAACCUGAUCGCCCUGACGAUGGUUGGCGAUGGUGAAGCCGAGACCGGCCCGCUGGCCACCUCCUGGCACAGCACCAAGUUCCUCAACCCCAUCACCGACGGCGCCGUCCUGCCGGUGCUGCACCUCAAUGGCUACAAGAUCAAUAACCCUACCAUCCUGGCCCGUAUCAGCCACAAAGAACUCGAGAGCCUUUUCAUCGGUUACGGCUAUCAGCCGUACUUCGUCGAAGGUGACGACAUCGAGACUAUGCACCAAGCCAUGGCUGCGACACUUGAGCAUGCCGUGCUUGAGAUCCGCCGCUUCCAGCAGCAGGCACGCGAAUCAGGCAAGGCCUUCCGGCCGAGGUGGCCUGUCAUUAUCUUGCGCACUCCAAAGGGCUGGACUGGCCCGCGCAAGGUCGACGACAAAUAUCUCGAGGGCUACUGGCGGUCGCACCAGGUACCCAUCACCGACGUCCACGAGAACGAGGAGCAUCUGCAGCUGCUGGAGCAGUGGAUGCGCAGCUACGAGCCAGAUCGGCUGUUCCCGGAUGGCAAGCUGCUGCCCGAGCUGAGGGACCUGGCUCCGACCGGCGUGCGCCGGAUGAGCGCCAACCCGGUCGCGAACGGAGGGCUGCUGCGCAAGCCGUUGAAGAUGCCCGACUUCCGGAAGUACGCGCUCAAGGUCGAUCGGCCAGCUGGGACCAACGGGUUCAGCAUGGCGAACAUGGCACGGUUCCUUCGCGACAUCAUGACCAUGAACCAGGACAACUUCCGGCUGUUUGGCCCUGAUGAGACCGAGUCGAACAAGCUGGCUAGCGUCUAUGAGGCGGGCAAGAAGGUCUGGCUGGGCGAGUACUUUGAGGAGGACGAGAACGGCGGCAAUCUCGCGACGGAAGGCCGUGUCAUGGAGAUGCUCUCGGAGCAUACCUGCGAGGGCUGGCUUGAGGGCUAUCUUCUGACCGGCCGUCACGGCUUGCUUAACAGCUACGAGCCGUUCAUCCAUGUCAUUGAUUCGAUGGUGAAUCAGCACUGCAAAUGGCUCGAAAAAUCCCUCGAAGUCCCCUGGCGCGCGAAAAUCUCCUCUCUUAACAUCCUCCUAACCGCCGUCGUCUGGCGCCAAGACCACAACGGCUUCACACACCAGGACCCCGGAUUCCUCGACGUCGUCGCCAAUAAAUCCCCCGAGGUCGUCCGCAUCUACCUGCCCCCGGACGGCAAUUGCCUGCUCUCCUGCAUGGACCACUGCCUGCGCUCCUCCAACUACGUCAACGUGAUCGUCGCCGACAAGCAAGAACACCUGCAAUUCCUCUCUAUGGACGACGCAAUCGUACACUGCACCAAGGGCAUCGGCAUCUGGCCGCAGUUCAGCACCGAUCAGGGAGGCGAGCCGGACGUGGUGAUGGCCUCGUGCGGCGACAUCAGCACACAAGAAUCCCUCGCCGCAGUCGACCUCCUCCUCUCCCACUUCCCCGACCUCAAGAUCCGCUUCAUCAACGUCGUCGACCUCUUCAAGCUCAUCCCUUACACGGACCACCCGCACGGCCUGACCGACGAGGAAUGGGUUUCCCUCUUCACAGCCGACAAGCCCAUCAUCUUCAACUUCCACAGCUACCCCUGGCUCGUGUACCGCCUGGCGUCCAAGCGCCCCGGCGCGAACCAGAACCUGCACGUGCGCGGGUACCGCGAGAAGGGCAACAUCGACACGCCGCUGGAGCUGGCGAUUCGUAAUGGCACGGAUCGGUUCAGUCUGGCCAUUGAGGCGAUUGAUCACGUGCCGAGGCUGAAGAAUCGGGGUGCGGCAGCUAGGGAUGCGCUCAAGUCGGCGCAGAUCAAGGCGAGGAACGAGGCGUUUGAGAAUGGUGUCGAUCCGCCGUUGCUGAAGAAUUGGGUGUGGCCCCAUACGGGGUUGUGGAAGCGGAGGAGCGAGUCGCCGGUGGAGAUGACGGAUGUGAUUGGUUAG
This is a messenger RNA of Thermochaetoides thermophila DSM 1495, 2490 nucleotides long. Its product is annotated as phosphoketolase-like protein. The transcript has 2 exons. NCBI's taxonomy places the organism in Eukaryota, Fungi, Ascomycota, Sordariomycetes, Sordariales, Chaetomiaceae. The coding region runs from base 1 to 2490 and encodes 829 amino acids. Gene Ontology annotation, biological process: carbohydrate metabolic process. Gene Ontology annotation, molecular function: aldehyde-lyase activity. The record is from RefSeq and is a predicted model, not a curated record.